AGUCUGGACGUUGACUCACGGACCGUCAAGUCAGACAACCGGGGCGGGAGGUGACCGGAGGCCAGUCUGCCUUCAAACUAAAGGCGUCACGUGGGUUCCACUUAACGUUAGCUAGCUGCUAGUUUGUAAAGAUACGGGGCUUAGAUGGGCUGUCGGCCGUUUGCUAACCGGGUUUUAAGAGACGGUGUAAAAAUGACUCCAGGGCGGACACCUAGUUCCAGUAAAAAAAAAAAAAAUGUAAAAAGUAUUGCUCUUAUUAAGUCAGCGAAAGGUGUACACACAUGGAGGCUCGGCCAUGUUUCUAUUAGCCGUGAAGACGUUUCUUCCUUGCUCGCAUUGACAUAGCUAAACUUAAACGACAAGUCAACGUCAACUGGCACGAGCUAACGUGAGCUCUACGUUCAACUGUCGGGACUAUUUGUAGCUUCUUGAACCCACUAAAGACAGCGUACGUCAUCGGUACGCUCUCCUAUCUUCUGCCAGUGUAGAAACAUCUACCUGACUAAACCUAUUUAUUUAUCUCGCUUGUAAGGCAAGACCGGAAACCGAUUUUCUUUUCUUUUUUAAACCGUGGUUCGCUUGACAGGCUGGUCACAUCAACCCCUCACCGCCACAACAGCUGGCGGAGGGUUUCCGACCCAGUCUCAGCGAAGAUGGUGGCAGCAGCCGCAGCAACGAGAGUGGAGAUGUCACGUUCGCCCCGGUAAGAGACGGAGAGCAGCCUCACAACUCCCGCUGUCGGUCUGUUUUUAUUUCGCCCCUAACUCCAGCAGGGAGCGAUAUACUGGGGAGGGGGAGGGAGGGAAGGGAGGCAACCAGCGGCGGACGGAAGAGGACGCACAGCAGCCAGAGCGCACAGUGUUGUGUUUGUUGGACACAUGUAUGCCAGCGAAAUCUAGUGCUCCCCAGACCUCAGGAUUUGGUUGAGAUAAGGAGAUGGUGACGAUUGUGGGGCGUGUUUUUUUUUGAUAAUCCCACGGAGGAGAUAGCGGAGGGGUUUCCUUCAUUGCUCUGGGGAGUUUCUACGUCUUUGCUCUUGGGGGAAUGCGAGGGGAGGAAAUCCAGCCUCAGCUCCAAAUAACCAGCGACUCCUAACUGGGUCUCCUCUCCAAACGCAGGAAAUACGGCCUGGGAAGAAAAGAAAAAAAGUUUGGUAGCUCUUGGAAACGAGAGGGGCCCUAUCGCUGACGUUCUGCACGCGCUUUACGGCGUGAUUUAUAAGUAGCCCACUACGUUUGUUGGUCGUUGUAUUAAGCGCUCCUGUUAUUCCGCAGAUUGAGUGGAUGAAAAGCACACGCUGUUCGUGUUGUUAUUGCACGAGUUUUGAUCAUCACUAUUUAUAGACCAGCCUGUUCCGACAGAGGCUGUUCCUCGUAGCCAGUAUAUUUUGCCAACUGCGCGCAACAAGUUGCAGACACUCCCAGCAGAGGCACACCGACACUCAUUUGGGCCAGUGGAUGGUCUUUUCUGCGCUUCUCUUUUCGGAUUACGCGUCUUUGAAUAACACAUACCCCGACCCCCUCUUUGGAAGACGGAGGGGGAAUAAAGGUUGGAGAUCCGGAGUGGGAGUUCAGGAAAGGACGGGGCUGGAUCCGUGGGAAUAGGCCUGCCUGUCAGGCCUCUUAUGAACUGGUUCUUGGACUGGACAGGGCUCCCGAAUAAACACAGUCUGGACUAUUUUCAUGGGCCACCGGAAUAAAGAUGAAAGGAGAAUGUAUAGGAGCAAGACAUGCAAAUCCGUAGCACACUGAGCCAUGAGAAGGGCUGCAGUGGAAGGUAACGCCGCCUUAAUUACAGAUCGCACAACUUUUUUCAAACCAACGUAAUAAACUGUUUUAAGUCGGCAUUGUUUUGUUAUGCUAAACAGUUACAGACUUUAUGUAAAACGAGAACCGUUUUUUGAGUGAGGACUGUUUAUUUUUCAGGAACAUAUUUUUCUUACACACAUGUAAUGCUUUAUGCUGGAGAAUUCAUACUGUCCACACCUUUUUUAUUUCAGCACUAUUAGCUGAUCAUAACGACACUAUUGUGUUGGGUGUUUUUUUUGAAGUGGAGAAAGGAAGCGUAAAUGGAGCAUUAGCCGCGCAUGUUGUGGAGAAAAGAGGGACAGCGUAACUUUUGAAGCCACUCGCUGUGCACAACGCCAACUAUUGACAGCCUCGAUCUGUAUCCGCUCACACAAAGAAGCCCUGGACCCGAAUGCUGUCUUUCCACGCAACCACGUUAUUUCGGAAUGAAGACACAUCUGGGGAUUUUCCCUGACGCUGUCUGACUUUGUAAUGUCAGCAGUAUCGAAAUAUUGCGCACACACACACACACACACACACACACACACACACACACACACACACACACACACGCACACACGCACACGCACACACGCACACACAGAGGAGGUCAUUUCCAGCCGUGUGACGUCAACACCGACUUGAUGAUGGCAUACCAAAAAACCGUUGCAUCACUAACCAGUCCUUUCCGAGAAGGAUGUUCAAUUCCGGAGGCAGAAAGAGUGAUGGCAGUGUGUUAACCGCAGCUGGAGAGAAAGCCGGGCUCAGACCCAGAGCCUCUUUGUAGAAGGACACGUGUAAUGCGAGUACUGACGCAAACCCGGGGUCGGAUAAUGAACUGCUCAAGAAACUGGAACGGCGCGUCUUGUGUGAGUGAGUGUGCGGGCUGCCGUGUACGUAGCAAAGACGUCUGUGCCGUGCUCACCAUUCAUGCACUGUGAUCAUUCCCACAAACACCUUUUGCUCUCUCUCUCCCUCCCCUCUCUGUCUGCGUGCCCGUCACUCUCUCACCGCCACCUCCCCCCUCCUCUCCGUCCCCCAUGUGCACGCACGGUGCACCCACGUACCGCGUCUAAUUACCUGAGGGCCACCAGAAGACAUUAUUCAGAUUCAAGCCCUCUCCCUGCACCCCUCGUUUCCUCGUCAACAUGGCCACUCCGCAACACCACCGGCAGCUUCUCAUGCACGGCACGGAAGUGAGCUGCGACUCCAGUGGCGACGGCACCAUGACCGUGCGGAUCAGCAACAGCGCGCCACACGUGCAUCAACAUGAGCCACUGAGGUCUGCCAGGAGUGGAGCAGGAGGCUAUAGGACUGUGAGUAAAAUGAACCCUAACCUCCACAAAUACAGUAUCUCCUCCAGUUGCAGCUCGGCAGACUCCAGACCGGCUGGGGUCUCCACUUCGAGGGUGCGCAGGAAGGCACCGCCACUGUUCGAACGCUCGGCUGCUCAGUGCUGGGACCCCAAGUUUGACUCCCCCAUCCUGGAAGAUGCGUGCCAAGAGAGGUGCUUCCCUCAGACACAGCGGCGCUUCCGCUAUGUCCUGUUCUACCUGGCAGUGGCAGCUGUACUCUGGGGGGUGUACUUCGGGGCCAAUAGUGACCGCUGCAACCCUGUGACCUUCCUGGCACCCACAGCCUCCUUCUUUGUCCUCCUAGUGCUCCUCUUUCUAUUCACCUUAACCCAGCCCUACACGUGGCUGUACAACCAAACCUCUUUGCUCCUGAUCGCGGUCACCUUCGCCAUUACCUUGGCUCCACAGAUACAGACUGCCGGCUACACUGAGCUGGAGUGGGCUGGCGGUGGUGGGAACGCCUCAUAUCCCUCACCAGACAAUGUAGCACCACCUCCAACCCCCUGCAUCUCCCCCGUGGGCACCUUUUCCCUGUGCAUGGAGGUUUUGUUGUUGUUAUACAGCGUCCUCCAUGUCCGCUUGUAUGCCUCUGUGAUGCUUGGGCUCCUGUAUUCUAUAUUAUUUGAGGCAUUAGAAUGGCUGCCAUUGCUUCAAAAGAGUCAUGACACUAGAUGGGGGACAGGGUUAACGGGUUCAGGUUCCAAUUGGGAAGGAGACACCUUGCGCUGGCUUGGCCCGGCCAAAGCUCUGCUCCAUUUGUGUGCCCAUGUCAUUGGCAUCCACCUGUUCAUCAUGUCAGAGGUGCGUUCCCGCAGCACCUUCCUUAAAGUUGGCCAGGCUAUCAUGCAUGGCAAAGACUUGGAGGUGGAGAAGGCCUUGAAAGAGCGUAUGAUCCACUCUGUCAUGCCGCGGCGAGUUGCAGAUGAGUUGAUGAAACAAGGUGAUGAUGAGGGUGGUGGUGAGAACUCUGGCAAGCGUUAUUCCUCUGGUGCCUGCUCUGCCUCAGCCGUCUCAAUGGGUGGUGGAGGAAGUGGUGGAGCUUCACAAGCCCAAAGUGCCACAAGUGCCAAGAGUUACCCGUACAACAAUCACAAGCGCAAGAAGACCUCCAUCCCAGGUGGACAGAUAAUCUUUCGGCCUUUCAAUAUGAAACGCAUGGAGCCUGUCAGCAUCCUCUUCGCGGAUAUUGUGGGUUUCACCAGAAUGUCUGCCAAUAAGUCGGCACCGGCCUUGGUGGGCCUUCUCAACGAUCUGUUUGGACGUUUCGACCAUCUCUGUGAACUAACCUGUUGUGAGAAGAUCAGCACUCUGGGAGAUUGCUACUACUGUGUAGCUGGCUGCCCGGAGCCGAGGCCGGACCACGCCUACUGCUGUGUCGAGAUGGGCUUGGGCAUGAUCCAGGCCAUCGAGCAGUUCUGCCAGGAGACACGUGAGACCGUCAACAUGCGCGUGGGCGUCCAUACGGGCACCGUCCUGUGUGGGAUCCUGGGAAUAAAGCGCUUCAAGUUUGAUGUAUGGUCAAAUGAUGUCAAUCUGGCUAACUUGAUGGAGCAGCUGGGCGUGGCGGGCAAGGUCCACCUGUCUGAAGCUACUGCCCGAUUCCUGGAUGACCAUUACCAGAGGGAGGACGGGCAGGUGGCAGAGAGAGCCGGACAGAGCGUGGUGGAGAAACUGAAAGGGCUGAAAACCUACCUGAUCUCAGGAAGGAAGUUGGAGCUUGAGCAAGUGGGACUGUCAGGCGGAGAUCUGGUCGCGGCCGGCCUGUCCUCCUGUUCUCAGCCCCGCACACCGGACCGCAUCUCGGGGGGAGCGCAGGCUGCUGAGCCCCUGCUGUCCCACCAACCUCCAGACAGGAUCGGGCCUCCCUUUGUGCCCCGUAGUGUGAUCUUGUCUUCGGGGGCCGAGCAGGGUGAAGAUGUUGCUGUGCUGAACGGCUGCCAGGAGGAGCACAAGACCAGCAGUGCCAAGUUCAUCCCAGGUCACAGUCCCAGAGCAGCCAACGGUCUCCUUAGUACCCCGCUGGAGGACCCGGUGCGAGCCAGCCAGAACUCCCUGUGCGACAUGCUUCAGGAGAAAGAGAAGAAGGCGAGCACUAGCACGGGAACUGGCACCAGUCUCGGCAUGGCUGGUGGCACUGGGACAGCUGGCACCGGAAUGGAUCACUCCGCACUGAUCCAGCUGCGCACCAAGAACUUCAGAGAAAAGAGUGAUGCCCACUUUGUUGACGUUAUCAGGGAGGACAGCCUGAUGAAGGACUACUUUUUCAAGCCACCCAUCAACAAGAUCAGCCUCAACUUCCUUGAGAGUCCUCUGGAAAAGGCGUAUCGCAGCAGCUACAAGGAGGAGGUGAAGAACCUGGUGCAAGUGCAGACAUUCGCGAGCUCCACCUUCAGCUCCUUUCUGGAUGUUUUUCUCAGCUGUUUUGUCUUCCUGGCCCUGACACUGGCCUGUUUCCUUCCACCUCUGGUGAGCCCAGACACUGUGGGCCCUCCAGCUCCCGCUGCCCUGGCCCUGGCUCCCCUGGCCGGCCUGUUGGAGCUGGCCUCCCUGGUGCUCUCCAUACGUAUGGCCUUCUAUCUGGAGAAGGUGAUGAACUGUACCCGCUCCCUGCUCCUGGUGGUCUCUGGCUGGGUCCCCCGUCAUGCGAUUGGGGCGGUGUUAGUCUCCCUUCCUGCCAUCUCCGUCUUGUCCCACCUCACCUGCAGCGUCCACUUGCCCCUCCAGGUGACCAUGUUCCUGUGCUGUGCCACCAUCCUGGCAAUCAUCCAGUAUUGUAACUUCUGCCAGCUAAGUUUUUGGAUGCGCUCAGUCCUGGCCACUGCUACAGGGGUCGCCCUGCUUCUGUUGCUGUACAGCCCUGUGCACAGCUCCGGUAAUAACAGCUUGCCAGUUCAUGGACUGAACAUCUCCACAUCCAGUGAUGGUGAUUCAGCAUUGGUCACCCCUGAACCUCCCCCGCGACCUCUUGACCUUCUGGUCCCAGAGGCUGUCCUGGCCUUCUUCCUGCUUCUUCUCCUGGUCUGGUUCCUGAACCGUGAGUUCGAGGUCAGCUACCGUCUCCAUUACCAUGGCAAUGUGGAGGCUGACAAACACCGCUUCAAGAUCCAGACGAUGCGAGACCAGGCUGAGUGGUUACUGGGCAACAUCAUCCCCAUCCAUGUCGCUGACCAGCUCAAGGUGACCCAGAGCUACUCCAAGAAUCACGACACUGUGGGCGUGAUCUUUGCCAGUAUUGUAAACUUCAGUGAGUUCUAUGAAGAGAGCUACGAGGGUGGAAAAGAGUGCUACCGUGUUCUCAAUGAGCUAAUUGGAGACUUUGACGAGCUCCUUCGCAGACCCGAAUUCAAAAGCGUGGAAAAGAUCAAAACAAUUGGUGCCACCUACAUGGCUGCAUCCGGACUGAAUGUCCGGCAGUUGGCUGAGAAUGAUGACGACUCUCCACACGCUCACCUGAGGGCCCUUUUCAACUUUGCCCUGGAGAUGAUGGGCGUCCUGGACGACUUCAACAAGAACAUGCUGGGCUUUGGUUUCAAGCUCCGUAUUGGGUUUAACCACGGGCCGCUGACAGCUGGAGUGAUCGGCACCACUAAACUGCUCUAUGACAUCUGGGGUGACACGGUUAACAUUGCCAGCCGCAUGGACUCCACCGGGGUGGAGUGUCGGGUGCAGGUGAGCGAGGAGAGCCAUGCUGUGCUCAGUGCCAUGGGCUUAGAGUUUGACUAUAGAGGUACAGUUAAUGUUAAGGGCAAAGGUCAAAUGAGGACCUUUCUGUACCCCAAAAGUGGGGAAAGUAUAUAUCAAGAUCAAACGGAGCUGGGCGCCAGCCUCGGACACUCUUCCACGGCAUCGACAGUCAAUGCGACUUCGGGAUCUGUUGCCCAUGCAGCACCUCUUCCUCCCUCUUCUUCCUCCCACCUUUCCACACUCACUCCUCAACCACAAAGUGCUGUAAGGCCUUCACGAGCAGGGCCUGAGCCUGUCCAAGCAAAGUCCACAGAGGUGAGGGAGGAGGGAUAUAGGGACCCUCCACACCUCCCUGGGCAGUCCCCUGCCACAGACCUUCACCUCGCCCCCCACUCUGAACUGGGCCCGGAGCCUAGUGCUGCACAAGAGCCCUCCCAGGUGCAGCCAGCUCCUCUCGCACUUCAAGAGGAGGAGGACGAGGAAGAGGUGGAGGCCAACGAGCUAUCAAAACUCAACGAGGAGUUUUAUGCUCGUCUCUGAUCCCUUCUCUCCUCUUCCUGUGACUUCUGUCCCCCUGCUGCCUCAGCUGCUGUCUGACUCUCCGGGACCGAUUGCAAGAGCGGGCAGGAUGUCCCUUUCUUGAGGCAUAGUUGGAUGACGCAGAGGGAGUUGGUCACUCUGACACAAACAGUGGCUAUAAAAGAAAUGGCUCCUCAUGUCUUUGAUGGUAAUGUUGCCUAAGUGCUGGGGUGGGUUAGACCUGUGUUGAGCACAGCAGUGUAUUAGGGGAGAAGGCUGAAAAGGAUUCAGAGGGAAGGAAGACUGUCGGUGUUGUUCUUGGUUUUUUUUUAAAUUCAUUUUUGUUAUUAAGUGCCUUCAGGACUAGAACAGUGAAUGAACAAAUAUAAAUUACUGAACAAAGUUUUAACAAGUUUAGGAAAAGGAACAUGCUGUGGUUUCUUACUCCAUGCUUUUGUUUUCAAUGCAAGUAUUUCUUUAAAAUAUAUAUAUAUAUAUAUAUAUAUAUAUAUAUAUAUAUAUAUAUAUAUAUAUAUAUAUUGUUGUGCCAUAUCAUUUGUUUUAACUUGAUCAAAGUCUUGACCUUACUUAAGGGACAAUUAUUUUAGAUUCUAUAUAAGGGCCAGUGCAGCAUGAUGGGCUGAGCAGGGAACUAUGGGAAGAAUGAGGGAAUCACAUGAAGCAGUGUUAAUUUAUGUAUUCAGCUUUGACUUGAGGGCUUAAUACAGUAUUAAUUUGUGCUAGAGUCUCAGUAAAAGAGACACGCUUCAAGGCACGCUGCAUAGAUAUUAGUUUGUGUAGUAGCUAAAUGCACAUUUUAAGCACAGGUCUUGCACAGUGUUUUCUCGACCACUUUGUAUUUGGAAGAUAUUACCAUGAAGUGGCUAUUCAAAUGGUUGCUAAUGUCUUUGAUGGUAAUGUUGAAAUAGCUUUUAAGAACAUUUAAACAGAGAUCUUGUCUGUCGCAACGAGUACAAGCAAAAGCACAAAAACAAAUGGGAUAAGGGAAUUUAGAUUUGGAAGAAAUGGGGGUUUUAAAAAGGGAGAUCAUCACCAAAGCAGGAAGGCACUUUAAAUAUACUUAAAGUGAUACUCCAUACAAGAGACCAGCAUGGCGCUCCUGGGCCCUGUAGUUUUUAGAAAAUGUUUCUCAAACAGGAAUAAGUGGUUCGUUUGUUGGGGUCUGUAUUCAGAGGCUAGUGUGGUGAUAGUCAAUAUUUUCAGCAGCAGGAUGGUGAAUGCGGCGUUGACUCAACAUGAAAAUACAGCGUCCAUUUGUGUUGUAUUGAAAGAAAAUGGCACCCAGUGCUCAUUGAUGUGUUUUGUUAGUUUUUGGUCAACAACAGAGCUCGAAGGCACAGAGGGAUAAGAUCUAUCAGACGAUACUUGUUCCUUCGAUCAAUUCAUUGUUGCUUUUGGUCUUUUCGUGGAAGUUGUUCACCAAAAGACAAACGCACCGGAUUUGUGGUGGCCAGCAGAGGGGUGAGAGUUUGAUACUCAAAAGGUUUUGAGUGGAGUGUCACGGGAAGUGGGACUGUGAUGGGCAAUCACGGGGAAGUUAUUGAUGGAUGAUAGGGUGGUCCACAUUGCCGUUGGUUAAAGUGUCGAAUCACAGAUCAACCACAGUUACAACAGUAAUGUAUUUAAAACCUCACACUCAAAUUUAGCUCCAAUCGUUGCCUUCGUCGCCAAAAUAAAAAACAGACAUUGGUCAGUCCAUCACUAUAGAUGUAUUCAAUACUGUUGUCUGCCUUUAGCUGUGUGAUGUGCAGUUGAAGGGGUGGGACUUUUAACUUCAUCCAGUCACAGCCUAUAUAUGGAGGGGGCCCUCUACUGUAUCAAUUGACCUAAAUUGCCACUUUAAUUGAGUGAUCUAUAGGUGCAGUGCAACCUAAACUAGCUGAAUGUUUUGUGGUGCCUAAAAAGUACGACUGUAUCUUGGUUUUCAGAACGUUUUUUAUCAUGCUGUUUUCAUAACGAGGAUAGAUUAUGAUUGUACGCUUGAGGAAAUGAUGCCCGUUGUGCAGGUUUUUCUGCAUUUUAUUUUUUUUGACAAAUUCCAUCUUUUUUUCAGUCUGUCGGUUGCCUGGAACAGUUUGGUGGUGGUGUUCUCAUCGAAAAGCUGGCACCUCUGUAGUCCUCUUUGCUCUUUACUCACUUCUUGUUUUUUUCUUUACUCCUGAGAGCGCUUGUUUCCCCUCUGUACUUUGGGUGUAUGUGUGCAAGAAAGAUAUUACAUUUCUACACAAGUCAAUAACACAAUUAGAGAUCACUGUCGUCGGAUGCAAAAGGAAAUCAAUCCACUAUAUGGCCACUGUUAAACUGUUAUUUGCUGUUGCUACCUGAUCUCUAGAGGAAAGUCACACACUUAGUUGCGUUCUUUAAAAUGGAGAAAAGAAAGCUCUAAAAUUGGAAAUUUAAUCCUGCAAACACAAAUCACCGCCACCUCUUUUAGAGACGGGUCAACAUUUGGGCUUAAUAUUCUUACCUUUUAGAAGCUAUGGCCACUCAGAGAUAAGGAGGAACCAUCAAUAAUUAUGUAGCUGUCUCCAUCUAUAGCAUAUAAGGUGUUUUUGUUUUGUUUACCCCUACCAUUGUGCACUCUAAACAUACACACCCGGUGCCUUUUGAAUGAGGAAUAUGUUUCGUCAGCAUGUGUGAGCUGUGAUUAUUUGUGUCAAAUAAUCAUAACAUUAGUAGCAUAAAUGCAUUAAAAUCCAAGGAAGUUUCUCCGGAAACCGUCACUCUAAAUCAGGACCCACACGUUUCUGCACAAAAUCUGCUUUGUUGCCACAAAUCCUUGUCAUUGCUUUUAAAAUAUUCUUCUAACGGACAUGUUACUAAUUUAAUGCAAAUUCUCAACACGCUCAAGUUUGCCAAACCUAAUAAACCAUACCACACAAACUUCUGGAAACAGACAUCAAUAUCAGGUAUCAGUUUGGAAUGAAAGUUCUGUGAUUUUUCCCCAGACAAUUUGCCAGAUGCCCCUUCGGCCUCACCUCGUUAGUUAAUCCGUGGUGACGUUCAGGACGUGUCGCUAAAGCCCGAGCUUGCACAGCAGAUAGAAACUAGCCAUUGUAGAUUAAAGACGUGGGGCUCCACCUGUUGAUGGGCACACCACCUCUCCAGUAGUGCACAUCUGUACACAUGCAUGAAUAAAAUAUUAAAGUGAACACUGCUGGCUCUGUUAUCUGUGAUACAGGGUGGGGGACGAAUGGGCAGUUUUCUUUGUUGCCAGACACACAACAUGUUCAGUCUAUCAUUCUUUUUUUGUUUCAUUUCAAUAUCAUUAUGUCCACACUUAUGUUGAACAAGAAGCAUGUACUGCCAGCAAGAGGGAUUCUUCAAAUCACUAAGCUUUGCUCAUUUAAGGUUACUUGGAUUGUAUCCUUCUCUGACAGUGUAUUGAUGAUGUUUGUAUGAUAAUAAUUGUUUUAGUUUUGGCCGAGGGAAAGAAGUGUCUUUAGAGGUCCAGCGCUCCAGUUAAAAAAAUGCAGAAAACCGCCUUGUGCAUCGAGGGGAGGUUAAUGGCAUUCAGUCAUCCCUUUUUGUUUAAGAAAUGUAAAUCUGCUUUGUGACAGAAAAAUAAGGGCGAGUGUUUUAUUAGCACUUGUGAAAAUCAUCACAGCAAAACCGCAUUGCCUAAUCACUCCUUUAAAUGGUGACAGCCCCACUUUUUAAAAAUGAUAAAUUCAACCCGUGUAUUACAUUAUACUGGGACAAAAGUUAGAUGGUUGUUUGAUUUACAUUUUUGUGUAUUUGUGUUACUUUCAUGAAUGAGAUGUAUAAUGUAUGUUUUUGUGCACAUUACCCAUGUAUCAUUUAUCAACACAUGAUCGUUAUCUGUACACAUUUGCACAAAGCACUCAGUGUUUGUACAUAUGCAGUUAUUUUAUGUCUCAUAUGAUUUUUUUUUUAUACAUGUGCAUGUGUCAGAUUUUGCCGGAAAACAAUGAAAAGGCGACACUUAUUAUCAAAUUGGUUCAAUGUGUGUCUGUUUGAGUGGGAGUGAUAUAACUGUAUUGCUCUUUGUUUCAGUAUGAGAGAAAUAAAUCUCCAAGCAGAAAA
Cyclopterus lumpus (lumpfish) is the source of this 11413-nucleotide messenger RNA. RefSeq names its product adenylate cyclase 9 (gene adcy9a). The coding region runs from base 2936 to 7366 and encodes 1476 amino acids. Gene Ontology annotation, molecular function: adenylate cyclase activity. The record is from RefSeq and is a predicted model, not a curated record. Lineage: Eukaryota; Metazoa; Chordata; Actinopteri; Perciformes; Cyclopteridae. The transcript is spliced from 11 exons. Gene Ontology annotation, biological process: cyclic nucleotide biosynthetic process; adenylate cyclase-activating G protein-coupled receptor signaling pathway; intracellular signal transduction.